Molecule: messenger RNA, 3643 nt
Organism: Thalassophryne amazonica
Lineage: Eukaryota; Metazoa; Chordata; Actinopteri; Batrachoidiformes; Batrachoididae
Gene: nnt2
Product: nicotinamide nucleotide transhydrogenase 2
Exons: 22
Coding region: 223-3438 (1071 amino acids)
Biological process (GO): NADPH regeneration; proton transmembrane transport
Cellular component (GO): mitochondrial inner membrane
Molecular function (GO): NAD binding; NADP binding
Source: RefSeq, a predicted model, not a curated record
CUUUUAUACCCGCUGGUCGCCCAUCAGCGACAUGUCGGCUGUGGAAGGUCGUUUGACUGUGCAGACCGGCUCGGACUCGGUUCUUGGGCAGGACGUUUGAGACUAGGUGACCCUGCUGCCGACGACACUCAAGUCCACAGAAAGCCCGCCAUAAAACCGCUCUUUCUGGAAAACCGAGAGGCAAGUAUCCAGAGGGAGUUUUAGGGUGGACAGUCCGUGGUCAUGUCAUCACUCCUGCGCUGCUUCUCCGCUUCGUCUUUCACCUUGUUCCAGCGGGGUGUCCGACAGAAGACGCCUGCAAAGAGACACUUCAGAACUUUCCCUGCGUUAUGGGAUCAGUUGACAUCUAAAGGUGUUCUCUACAAGGACGUGGUGGUUGGCGUUCCCAAGGAGACUGUACAGAAUGAGCGCCGUGUGGCCUUGUCUCCGGCGGGGGUGCAGGCAUUGGUCAAACAGGGCUUCCAGGUGCAGGUGGAAACUGGAGCUGGAGAAGAAUCCAAAUUCUCUGACCAGCAGUACAAAGAUGCUGGAGCCAGUAUCACAGACAUGAAUGGAGCCUUUGGCUCCGACUUGGUCCUUAAGGUGCGAGCCCCCAGUUUAGGAGAGGUUGACCUGCUGAAGCCCAAGUCUACCCUUGUGAGCUUCAUCUAUCCAGCACAGAAUGCAGAGCUGAUGCAGAAGCUGUCUCAGAGACAGAGCACUGUACUGGCCAUGGACCAGGUGCCCAGAGUUACCAUCGCACAGGGCUACGAUGCACUCAGCUCCAUGGCCAACAUUGCUGGGUACAAGGCUGUAGUUCUGGCGGCAAACCACUUUGGCAGGUUUUUUACCGGUCAAAUCACAGCUGCAGGAAAAGUCCCCCCAGCAAAGGUCCUGGUUAUUGGGGGAGGUGUGGCUGGUUUAGCUGCAGCAGGAGCAGCCAAGUCGAUGGGAGCCAUUGUUAGAGGAUUUGAUACCAGACCAGCAGCAUUGGAGCAGUUCAAGUCAUUUGGGGCUGAGCCUUUAGAGGUGGACAUUAAAGAAUCUGGUGAAGGUGUUGGUGGUUAUGCCAAAGAGAUGUCUAAGGAGUUCAUUGAGGCUGAGAUGGCACUGUUUGCCAAACAGUGUAAAGAGGUCGAUAUUGUCAUUAGCACGGCCCUCAUUCCAGGUAAACGGGCUCCUAUUCUAAUCAAGAAGGAGUUUGUAGAGUCUAUGAAAGAUGGUUCGGUGGUGGUGGAUUUGGCGGCAGAGGCUGGGGGAAAUAUCGAGACUACAAAUCCUGGAGAGCUGCAUGCUUACAAGGGAGUAACACACAUUGGCUACACAGACCUGCCCAGCCGCAUGGCCACCCAGGCCAGCACUUUGUAUUCAAAUAACAUUCUGAAACUGCUUAAGGCCAUCAGUCCAGACAAGGAAUACUUCCACUACGAGCCAAAGGAAGAAUUUGACUACGGAACAAUUGACCAUGUCAUCCGUGGGACUGUUGUUAUGAAGGACGGCAAAAACAUGUUCCCGUCCCCGCUCCCGAAAACUGUCCCCCCACCUCCAGUGAAACAGAAAACCGUUGCCGAGCUGGAUAAGGAGAAAUCGGCAGCCAUUUCUCCUUUCAACCGUACAAUGACAUCUGCUGGUGUCUACACUGCAGGUCUUUCCACCUGUCUGGCUCUGGGGGUCAUCUCUCCCAAUGCAGCCUUCACUCAGAUGGUGACGACCUUUGGCCUGGCUGGGAUUGUGGGGUACCACACCGUGUGGGGUGUGACGCCUGCUUUGCACUCGCCCCUCAUGUCUGUCACCAAUGCCAUCUCAGGGCUGACAGCAGUAGGAGGUCUGGUUCUGAUGGGUGGAGGUCUCACACCUUCAACCUUGCCAGAGAGUCUCGCUCUAGCUGCUGCUUUUGUUUCUUCCAUCAACAUUGCUGGUGGUUUCCUUAUCACCCAGAGGAUGCUGGACAUGUUCAAACGUCCCACUGACCCUCCUGAAUACAACUACCUGUAUUUGCUACCUGGGGCUGCAUUUGUAGGUGGAUAUGGAGCCUCUGUGUCUGCUGGAUACAGCAUUGAGCAGAUGAUGUAUUUGGGCUCAGGCCUGUGCUGUGUUGGAGCGUUAGCAGGCCUUUCCACCCAGAACACCAGUCGCUUGGGGAAUGCCUUGGGCAUGAUGGGUGUAGCAGGAGGCAUUGCUGCCACCCUUGGUGCCCUCAAACCAUCACCAGAGCUGCUGUCCCAGAUGUCUCUGGCCAUGGCCACCGGAGGAACCCUGGGUCUGACCAUUGCUAAGCGGAUUGAGAUCUCAGACUUGCCUCAGCUUGUGGCAGCUUUCCACAGCCUUGUGGGGCUGGCCGCAGUCCUCACUUGCAUUGCAGAGUUCAUGAUUGAAUAUCCUCACUUGGACACUCAUCCAUCAGCUGGUGUGCUUAAAACUGUGGCUUAUCUUGGCACCUACAUCGGAGGCGUCACCUUCAGUGGCUCACUGGUGGCCUACGGAAAGCUCCAAGGCAUCCUGAACUCUGCUCCUUUAAUGCUGCCGGGACGCCACAUGUUGAAUGCUGGUCUGAUGGCAGCGUCUGUGGGAGGCAUGAUUCCCUUCAUGCUGAGCUCCAGCUAUGGUACUGGCAUGGGGUGCCUGCUGGGAGUGUCGGGGCUUUCCACCGUUAUGGGCGUAACCCUAACAGCAGCCAUCGGGGGUGCUGACAUGCCCGUGGUCAUCACUGUGUUGAACAGUUACUCUGGAUGGGCCCUGUGUGCGGAAGGCUUUUUACUAGACAACAACCUCAUGACCAUUGUUGGGGCUCUGAUUGGCUCCUCGGGUGCCAUCCUCUCCUAUAUCAUGUGUGUGGCGAUGAACCGCUCCCUGCCUAAUGUGAUCCUGGGCGGGUAUGGCACCACCUCCACAGCGGGCGGUAAGCCCAUGGAGAUUGUUGGCACGCACACUGAGGUCCACGUGGACCAGACUAUUGAAAUGAUCAAAGAAGCCAACAACAUCAUUAUCACACCAGGUUGGGGUCUGUGUGCGGCCAAAGCUCAGUACCCUAUUGCAGACAUGGUGAAAAUGCUGAAGGAACAGGGCAAGACCGUCAGGUUUGGUAUCCAUCCAGUUGCUGGGCGUAUGCCCGGCCAGCUGAAUGUGCUCUUGGCUGAGGCUGGUGUUCCCUACGACAUUGUCCUGGAGAUGGAUGAGAUCAAUGAAGAUUUCCCAGAGACGGACCUGACACUGGUCAUCGGCGCCAACGACACAGUUAAUUCUGCAGCACAAGAAGAUCCCAACUCCAUAAUUGCUGGCAUGCCUGUCCUGGAGGUGUGGAAGUCCAAACAGGUGAUCGUGAUGAAGCGAACUUUGGGUGUUGGCUAUGCUGCAGUCGAUAACCCCAUUUUCUACAAGCCCAACACAUCGAUGUUGCUGGGAGAUGCCAAGAAGACGUGCGACAGUCUGCAGGCAAAGAUCAGAGAGGUGUAUUAUUAGUUUCCCCUCUUUAGUGCACAAUCAUGAAGCUCCUGUGUACACAGGCCUGAUGCUGUAAUUCUACAGACCUUUUAAUUAGAUUUGGAGACAAAUUAAAUCUGCAACACACAUGAAAUUGAAAUUCUGUAUCAAAGGUACUUUUUUGGAAUAGAAGGAUAAGUGAAAACUGUUCUGAUUUGUAAAUAAAAAAUAUUUAAUUAUUUGA